Molecule: messenger RNA, 1857 nt
Organism: Boleophthalmus pectinirostris (great blue-spotted mudskipper)
Lineage: Eukaryota; Metazoa; Chordata; Actinopteri; Gobiiformes; Gobiidae
Product: 7SK snRNA methylphosphate capping enzyme-like
Exons: 8
Coding region: 35-1675 (546 amino acids)
Biological process (GO): snRNA modification
Molecular function (GO): RNA methyltransferase activity; snRNA binding; O-methyltransferase activity
Source: RefSeq, a predicted model, not a curated record
CUACUGCAGUACUACACACUGUGAUUGGUGGAAGAUGAUGUCGUUGGACAAACCCUCGGCUCUGGUCCAAUCGGAGCCGAAGCCCCGCCCCGUCUCCUCUCAGCCAAUGGGGAAGCGGCGCUGCUCGGUGGGCGGCGGCUUCAGGGCCCCGCCCAAACGCCGUCGCCGCGCCAACAGCGAGAGCCAAUCAGAGUCCAUCCGGCCCAGCCACUUCCUGUUGGGAGGAAACAUCUUCGACCCCCUGAACCUGAACUCGCUCCUGAACGACGAGACACACAGUACUACACACAGUACUACAGACUCCACCGCAGACUCGUCUCCGUUAUGGUGCGAGCUGAACACGGCGCUCACCUGUCGGGACGACUUGGCUCCGCCCCCUCAGCGCAGACACACCCACCCCCCCCUGAGCGGAGGAAACCGACGGCGACGCACCGCCUCCUCCUGCGUCACCACGGCGACCGCCAAGACUCAGCCAAUCCGCUUCGAGACGCCGCAGGUGGGAGGAGCCAAGACCGACGGCGCGUGGCUCCGCCCCUCAGGUCGGCGUCCGCGGGCGAAGGAUCGGUGUCGGUAUCAGUUUGGAAACUUCAGUAAGUUUUACGGUUUCCGCGGUUGCUACGGCGACGGCGAGGGCGCGGUGGGCGGGGCUGACGCGCGGCUCGCCCUGCUGGAGCCCGCCUGGUUCAGGGGCCGGCGGGCGCUCGACCUCGGCUGCGGCGCCGGUCACGUCACGCUGUUCGUCGCUCGAUCCUUUUGCCCCGCCCACAUCCUGGGGGUGGAGCUGGACAAACACCUGGUGCACGCAGCCAAUCAGAACGUCCGACACUUCCUGUCACAUGACCUGGUGCAAGCGGAGCGGGCGAGGAGACGAGGGGACGAGGACACGAGGGAGGAGACGAGGAAGGAUCAGAACCAGGUUCAGGACCAGGUUCAGGACCAGGUUCAGGACCAGGACCAGGUUCAGGACCAGGUUCAGGACCAGGUUCAGGACCAGGUUCAGGACCAGGUUCAGGACCAGGUUCAGGACCAGGUUCAGGACCAGGUUCAGGACCAGGACUUGUGUGAGCUGCAGAGGAUCCUGUCGUCUCUGUCGUUCCCUCAGUCGUUCAGAGUCACUCGAGGUCCCCUGUCUGCUCCUCUGCUCCCCCCGACCCGGACCCAGGACCGGACCAGAGACCAGACCCAGGACCAGACCCAGGACCAGACCCAGGACCAGACCCAGGACCAGACCCAGGACCAGACCCAGGACCAGACCCAGGACUCGUCUGUGGACUUCCCUCACAACGUCACGUUUCUCCAGGGUGAUUACGUGUGCGACGGGGAGGCGUGGCCUGGGCGGGGCCUGUAUGAUGUCAUCCUGUGUCUGGGCGUGGCCAAGUGGGUGCAGCUGCAGGGCGGAGACGAGGGCGUGGCCAGACUCUUCACACGAGCCUAUCAGAGCCUGUCGCCGGGCGGAUUAUUCCUCCUGGAGACGCAGCCCUGGAUCAGCUACUGCCACAGCAAGAGAGCCUCGGAGACGACCUUCAGAAAGUUCCAGACUCUUCGUCUUCGUCCAGAGAAAUUCACUUCGUUUCUGACGGAGACGAUCGGCUUCAGCUCCUACAGACUGCUCACCCGCGCAGGAAACCCUCGGCCUGUUUACCUGUUCCACAAAGGCCCCACCCCCAGGAAGUGACGCGCUGUAAUCGAGGGCUCUGAUUGGCCGUGACCUUGGACUUUAUGAACUGUCAAAGCAAAGCAUCGUGGGAAAUGAGGUCCCCACAGCGACAGGAAGUGACACGUCGGACUUUAACCAAUCAGACGCUUUGACUGAAAUGUGUGAAAAUAAACGACUCGAAAUAAAGAAAAACUCUGGUC